This is a messenger RNA of Medioppia subpectinata, 513 nucleotides long. The record is from the annotation of a GenBank genome assembly. Lineage: Eukaryota; Metazoa; Arthropoda; Arachnida; Sarcoptiformes; Oppiidae.
AUGAUCUGCAUGAUGGGCGUUUGGAACGUGCCGUUCAUAUCAGAAGUCUAUCUAAUGAAUGGAAGUCUAUUGAAAGGCCGCGAAUCCAAUGAAAUUGAAGAAACAUUUUCGCCACAGUUUUAUAGCAAUAAAUACCCGGAUUUAGACUCAGACAUGACUUUCUGUGCUUUACUUCGAGAUAACGGAAUCUUUAUGUUUGUAACAAAUGUUGAAGAUUUCGGUCAUUUAGUGAUCAGUUCGACGUUUGAUACAAAUCGCUUAAAUCCAGACUUUUAUGAGAUUUAUUCAAAUCAAAAGGAUUGGCAAAAACGAUAUAUUCAUGAAGAUUAUAGCAAUAUUUUAAAAGCGGAAACCCAAGUGGAACAGCCCUGUCCUGAUGUCUUUUGGUUUCCUGUUGUUACGCCUGCUUUCUGUACACAACUCAUUGAAAUAAUGGAAAAUCACGGCGAAUGGUCUGAAGGGAAGAACAAGGACCCGCGACUGGCCGGUGGUUAUGAGAACGUGCCGACCAGA